Molecule: messenger RNA, 3569 nt
Organism: Salmo salar (Atlantic salmon)
Lineage: Eukaryota; Metazoa; Chordata; Actinopteri; Salmoniformes; Salmonidae
Source: RefSeq, a predicted model, not a curated record
AUACUGUGGUGCUCUAUUCAUGCUAAUGUUGGGUUUUUGAGCUAGCGCCCAAUAGACUCUAACUGAAGGAGUGCGCUCCCUGUCUCAGAAUCGUCCAGAAUGCACCGCGCUACCCAUUGACGACGCAUGGGCAACGUUCACAAUGGAGUUUCCCAUCUCCUCAAAAGUGUCUCUGAGAGAACAUAGAGCAGAGGAAGAAUUCAGUUUUGUCGUCAGGCAAACUUUGUAUCGUCUGCAUAGAACGAUCGCGCAGCACGCGCUCUCUCUUCAUGUGCCAUCAAGGGGUGCAUGCUACACGCGAGCUGGGAGGUGGUUGCCACGGCAACCCAAGUGGAGGUGAGAAAAGGAUGACGCAAGCAGACUGGACGAUGACGGGCAGUGUGAGCCUUCAAGACAUGGAUGCUGAUUAAGGUGGACCAUAGAAAUAAUGUAGGAUGGAACUGUAGACCAUGUGUAGCCAAUGGUAGUCAAAUUUUUUUCACUUUCCGUAUAAGCAUGCUCAGUACAAUUUAGUUGGCUAUAUGCAGCUAGGGAGUAUUUUUGUUGUUGUUGAUAAUUCAUCCAUUCAUCAAAUUGUACUACCCAUAGAAUGACAUACAAUCUCUCUGCCAUACAUUGCCCUGCCGAGCCAACCUACAAUUUUUGCUCAGUUGAUUUGUGGAGACUGGGAUAAGGAUCAGAUUGAUGGCCAUCAGUUUAAUUACACUAAAACAUUGCAUCUCGGGAAAUGAGACGGUUUUAGAAAAGCUGCAGUAAUUCCCUUUAAGGGAUGCUGCUUGUAGAACACCUUAACAUAGAGAGGCACCCAUUAGGAAAAUGAAGAUUUACAGUAGCUAUUCCUGUAUUCUGUAAAAUGUAAAUGUUGCUGGCAUUCCUAUAAAAAAGUGCUCUUAAUGUUGCCCUCCCAAAUAUUUUUUUUUAAACAGUAGACCAUGACAGAUGCGGGUUCUUUGUGUGGGAUAGAUUUAUGUGACUAAUCUUCCUGAGACAUCCCAUUUACACAGAGAGGUGUGUGUAUCCCAUCUCAAAUUGAAUUAAAUCCUAUUACAGCUCCUUCGCUACACAGACACUUGAUAUAGGCUACACCAAUCGCAUUAACUGUUUGAGAAAGUGUGUUUGUUUUGGUUUCUGUAUUAUUGCCCUUUUAUUGGCCUCCAUAUUCCUGUAGUAAUGUAUUUAUUCUAUAUUCUCGAAAAGUAGGAUAUUGUGUCUGUUUGCUGGUGUGCACUUAACCCUUGUCCCUAAAGUACCUUUUCUCUGCCUCCUUGCCAGCCGUCCUUAAGGCACAGAGAGAGAGAGAGAGAGAGAGAGAGAGCAGAGCCAGGGGAGAAUCAGAGAGGGAGGGAGAGAGAGAGAAAAAGCUAGAGUGUGUGUGAGAGAGGUAAGGGGUGGGGGGGAAAGAGGAGGGGGAAUGGCAGAAGCUGCAGGCACCACUGAGCACAAUACAGAAAGAGAGAGAGAGAGAGAGAGAGAGAGAGAGAGAGAAACGAUAGGCGGCAGCAGUAUAACAAACAGCAUCCCUCCAGCACAGAUAAAGAGAUAGAGAGGCAGGCUAGAGAGAGAGAGAGAGAGAGAGAGAGAGAGAGAGAUCAUCAAGACAGAGAGAAAGAUCAUCAAGACAGAGAGAGAGUUCAUCAUUACAGAGAGAGAUCAUCGAUGGAGAGAGAUCAAUGCAGAGAGAGAUCAUAAAGAAAGAGAGAGAUAUCAUCAAAACAGAGAGGGAUAUUUUCAAGACAGAGAGAGAUCAUCAAGACAUUGAGAGAUCAUCAAUACAGAGAGAAAGAGAGAGUUUAUCAAUACAGAGAGGGAGAUCUUCAAGACAGAGAUAAACCUCUUCAAGACAAAGAGGGAGAAACCUCUUCAAGACAGAGAGGGAGAACUUCAAGACAGAGAGGGAGAAGGGAUUAUAUUUUCAUAGCUUUUACUCAGAGUGCUGGCCAGGGCUUGCACAGAGAGGAAGAGAGAGGAGAGAGUGACACAGACGGAGAUAGAGAGUGGAGUGAAGAUUUUAAUCCUCUUGGCAUGCGAGUGUGUCCCUGGCUGCUUGGAAUGUGUUGCCGCUAACCCGGGGGCCAGGACGGAAGGAACAACUCUCACCAUGCUGGGGAAGGAUUACAUGCUCGCCAUCAUCAUAGUCAAUUAUGACGACAACAUCUGGAACGACCCAAGCCUUGAUUUGGACUCUGACCUACCGUCAGGGUGGCGCACCAUCCGGGACAGCACCGGCACCUAUUACUGGCACGUGGCCACUGGCGCCACCCAAUGGCAGCACCCAUCCUACAGCACUGAGGAGGACCAGAACUCCAUCAAUGGCAUCACUGCCACGGACAUCAAGAGCCUGGAGGCUGGGGGCAGACGUGAAUCAAGGGCAAGGCUGACAGAGAGCCCAUUGGCCUCCAUAAAUGACAGGGUCUCCUGGCAGGACGAUUAUUUCUGCACCAACAUGGAUCCUGACUCCAAGUGUUUUGCUGUGCGCUCCCUGGGCUGGGUGGAGAUUCCAGAGGAGGAGCUGAUCCCGGGGAAGAGCAGUCUGGCUGUCAAUAACUGCAUCCAGCAGCUGUCCAGCAGCAAGGCAGAGGGCCGCGAUGACACACUGGGCGCCUGGGGAGAGGGCCAGGACAUGAUGAUGGUUCUGAAGAAGGAUACCCUCAGCCUGAUGGACCCAGUGGACCGCAGCCUUCUCCACUGCCAGCCUAUCAUUGACAUCCGCGUGUGGGGCGUGGGCUGCAACAACGGCAGAGACAGAGAUUUUGCCUUCGUGGCCAGUGACAAAGACAGCUGUAUGCUGAAGUGCCAUGUGUUUCGCUGUAACGCCCCAGCAAAAACCAUCGCCACGGCUUUGCACAAAAUGUGCUCAAAGAUCAUGGCAGAGAAGACCACUAGAAGCCCAUCUAUGGCCCGCUCCCUCACCAUGGCGACCAUCUCCCCUGAGGACAUGCCACGCCAAGUGGACUUCCUGGAUGCAAUGAGGCAGAGGGUGCAGAAGUUUGAGGUGCAGUACAUCGGAAACCUGCCCGUCUCCAGGGCAAUGGGUAUGGAGGUGCUGAACCGGGCCAUAGAGAGCAUCAUGAACACCUCAGACAGUGAUGAUUGGGAGCCCAUCGUCAUCCACAUCUCUGACACUGUCCUGUCACUCUGGAAAGGAGAGGAUGGAGAUGAUCCAUUUUGGGAAUGUCAAGUGCGUUUGCUGACCUUUCUGGGUGUGGGGCAUGAUACACACACCUUUGCAGUGAUAGUGGAUGGCGGGACGCAGCGGUUUGAGUGUCAUGUUUUCUGGUGUGAGCCAGACGCAGGGAUAAUCUCUGAGGCUGUGCAGGCUGCGUGCAUGGUCCAGUACCAGAAGUGCUUGGUAGCCCAGACUCCACCACCCAGGUCCAAAAUGUGGCGGGUGGGUUCCAAGGUGAAGCGGGCCAACUCCAUGGACGGCUUCAGUUUUCCAGCUCCCCGUCACCAAGGACUGUCCCCGCCCAAGGCUGGCUCCUCCACCACCAAAAAGGGCAUGCUGGCGUUUUUUGAGACUUUCAGAAAUAAACAGUCAGCCGUUUCCACACCAUAGCAACCAGAGGGUG